CUCCGGACCUCCUCCGCCACGAAAGAAACGGCGCCAUCCUUCCUCUCCGACGCAAACCGCCGAUGAUAACUUAGAGUCCGAGCUCGAUCGCGAACGUUACCUCGAUUUGCCUCCUCCCUCUCCCUCGCCGUCCGAUCAGCAAGGUGAGAAACGAUACAAAGUUACCUCUUUUUAAAAGAAGUUAAGUUACUAUUUAAUUUAUGCAAUUAUUUCAUCGCUUCUACUUUUAAUUGUCAAUAUGAACUCUAAUUCUGCAAUUUUUAUGAGAUUUAAUUUUUUUUCCUAUUUUUGGUAAUUAAAAAAUGUAUUAUUGUUAUUAUUGCAAUCUUUAGGCUUCAUUUGGAUAAUAAAAUUAAAAAUUUAACCUUUUCUGGUACUUUAUAGCUGUCAGCUCACUUUUAACCUGAUGCAAUAACGCAAAAGCACGUUAAUAAGAGUGGCAACCAAACGGAGCCUUAACUUUUGUUAGAUUGAAUUUUAUUUAUCUUUAGUUACCUAAGGAUGUUAGUAAAAAGGAAAAAGAGCCUUAUAUUACUGUUGUUGUAAAUUAUGAGCAGGGUGGAAUCUUUGCUUGUUUAGUUCUUUGAUACUUGUCACUAUGGAGGGUAUUGUGCUUGAGCAUUGUUGGAAAAUAUCUGUAACGAAACAGAUGAACUUGAAUCUUAUAUUUGAUUGAGAGCUUGUUUUAACAAAAUGGGGACAUCUAUAGAACCGUAUGCUUUAAGUUACCCUGCUAGAGGAACUAAUGUUGCUUUCUUGUCUAUGUUGUGGAAAGCUGAAUUAAUUGGCUAUAGGGUUCUAAGCUUAAAUAGAUGCUUAGUGAGGGUUGUAAGCUGACUUACUGUUGUUGCUUUCCCAUUGCAUGAAUUGUUAGGCUUUGUCAGUUUGCUGUUGUCGCUGUUUGCAUUUUUCUUAUGGAAAAAUUUUGAAUUUUUUUUCUCUGUUGUUUCUUUUGAAGACAGUAUUGUGCUGAGCAAUGGGUGAUUCACUUUCUAGUUUGCAUGCACAUUAUAUAUUUUGUACUGCUUUUCCAAGUUUGCAGGAACGAAUCUAGUUUGCAACAGUUUCGUGUUUCAGAGAGACAAAUAGAGAUAAUGAUGAGGAACCUGUGACUGCUGGUGGAGUCUAUAAUGUUGUUCCCUUUUCAUAUGGAAACACUGGUGAUUCCAAUGAGCAAAAGGAUACUGAUGCAGAGUCUAGUUUUCGGCCAUCCUUUCCUGUGCCUGAAAGCUUACUUCAAAGCCUAGUAAGUAGAUGCUCGUCUUCUUACAAUAUAUCUUUACUUCUUUUGUAUAAUCUAGAUGUAAUUGUUUGUUGAUACUUAUCAAAUGUGGCUGCGUGAUAGUUGAGUAAGGUGCAUGUGGUAUUCUAAGGCUUACAAUGUCUAAGUUUCAGAUGCUCGGAGCGCAGAUGCAGUUCUUGUUUCCUUUUGAUGUCAUGACAAGGGGGCAUGCAGCCUCCUACAGAGAAAGUACACCAGAUUAUGGCAAGGACAGCUAUGUUUGUGAGCAGACAUGGUGGACAAUCAGAGAUUGUUUUGAGGGUUAAACAGGGAGACAACCCAACAUUUGGCUUCUUGAUGCCUGAUCAUCCUCUUCACACAUACUUUAGAUUUCUUGUUGAUCACCAAGAACUUUUGAGCAGCAACUCUGUCAAUGAGGAGAGCAAAGCUGAUAGUGCACUUGAUCACGCGGCUAGUGUUAGAGGAGGUGGUGCGUUAUCUUUGCUUGGUACUAUAUAUGGUUCUGGAGAAGAUGAGGAAGGUGCAACUGCGAAUGCUAGUGAAGUUAAAAGAAAGGAAUCUGUGGAAGCUGGGGUUGCUAUUAAUGAAACAUUAUCUAAUGGACCAGAACAGAAAGAAUUUUCUUCAAGUGUAAACGGGAAAGAUGAGACAGUAACAAAGGAUUCAGCUCCUUUAACUAGGGAAAAGGCUUCGCUGAUAAAACGAAAUCGUUCAAUAACAACAGUUAAGGCUGGAACUACAGUUGGGGUGAAGAAAGAAAGUGAUGCCUCUGCUAUUGAGAAAUCGCGAGCUUCUUCUUUGCCAACCACAUUAAAGGUUGAAUUGCCUGUUGUGGAGCCUCCAUCUGAUUUAAAGAGAGUGGUUGAUAAGAUAGUUGAGUUCAUCCUAAAAAAUGGUCGGCAGUUUGAAGCAGUUCUGGUUGAACAAGAUGUUAAGCAUGGCAGGUUUCCGUUCCUGUUGCAAUCCAAUCUAUAUCAUCCUUACUAUCUAAAAGUUCUUCAAAAAGCUGAAAAGUCGAAGUUACCUGGUAAAGGAUUCAUUUCUGAGAAGCAUGAUUUGUCCAGCCUUGGCAUAGAGAAGAAAGCUGCUUCAUCCCGAGAAAGUGAUAGUGUGCCUGUUGGAUCUGACAUACCGUAUGAUUAUGAUAGGAAAGAGAAGUUUAAAAUGGUAAUCAGCAAGCCAAAGAAGGACGGACAAGAUCCACCUUCCAAAGCUACCCAGCCACCAAUCGGAGUUAGUGUGGAUGCAGCAGCAGCAGCUGCUAUUCUUCAGGCUGCUACAAGAGGCAUUAAGAAUCCCAAUUUAGAAAUUCUAUCUAAGACAUCUUUAAAUGGUAGCAGCCAGGCCCCUAGUAGUGAGGGUGGGCAUGCCCCAAGUUUGGGUGGUCUCCUUUCAUCUCAGCCUCAGAAUUCCAACCAGAAGCCAGGGCAGAAAGGCGAGCCAAGUGUUUCUGGUCCUGUUGCCAAUGCUAUUGCAAAGACAGCAGCUAUGGCAGCUGCAAGUGAGGCUGAUUCCUCUGAGGCGUGUUUGUCUAAAGAAGAAAAGUUGAAAGCUGAGAGAUUGAAACGGGCAAAGAUGUUUGCAGCCAUGAUAAAAAGUGGUGCUGCACCACUUAAAACUGAACCAUUGCGUGGCUUAUCUGCUGAACCACCAGAGUCGGGGGUUUCUGGUUCAGGUGUGGAGGGUGGAAGUCUUUUGGGAAAAGAAAGGGAAGGAAGCUCAGUUCCAUUGGAUGCUACCACUUCUGAUAAGACUGAAAAUCAUGAAAAGAUAUAUUCAGGCAGUGAUCAUAAUGAACGGCGAUCAAAGAGGAAGUACCGUUCGAGAUCAAGCAGACAUGAAGAAGAUAGCAGACAGGAGGAGGAACCAGAAGAAGAAGAAGAAAAAGAGAAAGGAAGGGAUCACAAGCACUCAGGUAAAAAGCGGCAUUAUCAUCACUCUUCACACCAUAGUAGGGAUAAACAUAAGCAUAGAAGAAGGCAUUCAUCUUCAAAGGAUAGAGAUUCUCGACAUCAGCAUAAGCACCAUAAGGGCUCUGAUGAUGAACAAGGUCAUAACUCAGACAGCUCUGACAGUGACCAUCAUCAUUCUCGACACAGAUGGAAGCAAGAUAGCUAUUCAGAUGCUGUACGUCGGCGGUCAAGAUUUGCAUAUGAGCAUAACGAUUCCCCUGAGGAAUAUGAGCUUCGACACUAUCGACAUCAUCACAAGCAUGAUAGCUCCUCUGAGGAUGAGGAUCGAUGCUCUCGACAUCGGCAUAAGCACCAUAGGUCCUCCGACGAUGAGCACCGACAUCGAAGGAAGAGAUCUCACUCGGGAAGAGAGGCGGAAUUGGAGGAAGGAGAGAUAUGUGCAAAAUCAGAUCAAUCUAAAUUGAGUGAGGGCAAUCGUGUCAGUAGGGAAACUUCUGCGGAUAUAUCAAAACCAGAUGCAGAGGGAAGAAGAGCUCCAUCUCUGCCAUCUGAAACCACUGCGGUUUCCGAUGAUUUAAGAGCCAAAAUUCGAGCUAUGCUGAUGGCAACCUUGUAAUUUAUAGCUGUCAUGUCUGUUUUCCUUACCACAAGCAUCUAACAGAUCAUUCCCCUGAAUUAAAUGAUGAGUUCCUGAUCUCACUUUCCAGUUCUUUAAUCAAAUUCAAAUCGCUUGCUAAUAUAAUGUCA
Molecule: messenger RNA, 3903 nt
Organism: Theobroma umbraticum
Lineage: Eukaryota; Viridiplantae; Streptophyta; Magnoliopsida; Malvales; Malvaceae
Product: SWAP (Suppressor-of-White-APricot)/surp domain-containing protein
Biological process (GO): mRNA 5'-splice site recognition; RNA processing
Molecular function (GO): RNA binding
Source: RefSeq, a predicted model, not a curated record